Molecule: messenger RNA, 2781 nt
Organism: Aegilops tauschii subsp. strangulata
Lineage: Eukaryota; Viridiplantae; Streptophyta; Magnoliopsida; Poales; Poaceae
Product: phototropic-responsive NPH3 family protein NPY1
Molecular function (GO): protein binding
Source: RefSeq, a predicted model, not a curated record
ACUGCUACUACUACGUCCUGCCCACCCCACGUUGAGUCAUUGACAUUGCGACGGAGCAAGCAGGAGGAGGAGGCGGCUUUGGCAGCCGCAGAGAGCAGAGAGCAGAGCAGAGAAGCGGCCGAGGAGGAGUUAAUAAUACCACCACCACCCCUUCCAUGGUUCACACGCCACGGCAUCACCAUCAUUGCCGCCUCCUCCUCCCUCCCUCCAUAUCCCCUUCUUUAAUUGCUGCUGCUGCGUUUAAGCCUCCCCCACACCAACCCAACCGCGCCUCUCUCUUCCCCUGCUGCCGCUGCGUACUGCUGGUGGGUUUUUUCGUCCGUGCUCUGCUUCCCGCUGCUUCUCUCUCGCGCCGUCCCGGGGUGCCAAGGAAGUGCAUGGGAAGAAGAAGAAAACACCCAGCCUGAGCGAGCGUCAGACAGACAGUGAGGUCUUCUGCGAGGGCGUGAGGGAGCUAGAGGCUGCCCAACGGAGAGGGAGGGAGGGAGGGAGGUAGAAGAUGAAGUUCAUGAAGCUGGGCUCCAAGCCGGACGCCUUCCAGUCCGGCGGCGCCGACGUCAGAUUGGUGGUCUCUGACCUUGCAACAGAUGUCAUUGUGCAUAUCGGUGAAGUCAGAUUCUACUUACACAAGUUUCCCCUUCUGUCCAAGAGCAGCAAGCUUCAGAAGCUAGUCCUUAAGGCUACUGAGAAAGGGACAGAUGACGUCCACAUAGAUGAUUUACCGGGGGGAGCGAAAGGGUUUGAAAUAUGUGCAAAAUUCUGCUAUGGGAUGGUUGUCACCCUCAGUCCCCACAAUGUUGUUGCAGCAAGAUGUGCAGCAGAGUACCUUGGAAUGACUGAAGAUAUGGACAAAGGGAACUUGAUAUUCAAAAUCGAGGUCUUCAUAAACUCCAGCAUCCUCCGGAGCUGGAAAGAUUCGAUCAUUGUUCUCCUGAGCACGAAGGCACUAUUACCUUGGUCUGAGGAGCUGAAGGUUGUCGGUAGAUGUAUAGACGCCAUUGCUUCAAAGACAUCUGUGGAUCCUGCAAAUGUAUCCUGGUCAUACAGUUAUAAUAAGAAAGGAGUAGCAUGCACUGAAAUAAUUGAGUCGGCAGGAAAAACAUCGGUAGCUCCCAAAGACUGGUGGGUCGAGGACUUGUGUGAAUUGGAUGUUGAUCUCUACAAGAGAGUGAUGGUUGCUAUCAAAUCCAAGGGGAGGAUGUCACCUGACUUGAUAGGAGAAGCCCUCAAAGCCUAUGCAGUUAGGUGGCUGCCAGACUCUUACGACGCUCUGGUCGCUGAUGAUUACAUGAGAAGGAACCAAUGCUUGGUGGAGACCAUAAUAUGGUUGCUGCCGUCAGACAAGAGCUCAGGUUGCUCUUGCAGGUUUCUCCUGAAGCUGUUGAAAGUUGCUAUAUUAGUUGGGUCUGGGGAUCAUGUGAAGGAGGAGCUCAUGAGAAGGAUUAGUUUCCAGCUGCACAAAGCUUCGGUUAAGGAUCUCUUGUUGCCUGCUGCUUCCCCCAGUGAGGGAAUGCAUGAUGUUCGGUUGGUCCAUAAUCUUGUCCAGAGAUUUGUCGCAAGAACAGCACUAUCUCACAAUGGCGAUUUUGUCGAGAAAUCUGAUGAGAAAAUGAUUGAGCUCAACUUUGAGCAAGAAUCCACUUUGGCUCUAGGGGAGUUGGUUGAUGGGUACCUAUCCGAAGUAGCUGCAGAUCCAGACCUUGAAUUCUCCACCUUUGUAGAACUAGCUACGGCGGUGCCAGAAGCAGCUAGACCUGUUCAUGACGGCCUAUACUACGCGGUUGAUGCGUAUAUCAAGGAACAUCCAGACAUAAACAAAGCAGACAAAAAGAAGAUUUGCGGCCUGAUAGAUGUCAAGAAGCUUUCCACAGAUGCAUGCGUGCACGCCACACAAAACGACCGCCUGCCUCUCCGGGUGGUGGUGCAGGUCCUCUUCUUCCAGCAGCUGAGGGCGGGUUCAAGCAGUGUACCAGCUCCAACUGACGGCGGAGAGCAUGCUUGUGCAAAGCCUGUGCAGGAACAAAGCGAGCACUGCGAAAGGCGGAUACCCAGGCACCCGAACAAGCUGGAUAAGCAAGUGACAAGCCUAAGCGCGAGAGGAGAGGGCGAGGACCGGCACGUCGAGCUCAGGGGAGGCAGAAACAGCUUCAAGGAUCAAGUUGUUGGCAGAAACAGCUUCAAGGACCAGGUUGUUGGCAGAAACAGCUUCAAGGACCAACUGGGAGGCCUCCUGCUGCAGUCGCGGUCGAGGAGGAUAUUCGACAAGCUAUGGAGCAGCAAGGGGCAUGGAGAGAACGGCAAGGGUUCAGAGACGUCCGGCAGCUCACAGAGCCCGCCAUCGACGGCGAAGCCCACGGAAGUGAAGCCCUCUCCUCUCCCCCCUCUUAGGAACAGAAGGUAUUCUGUUUCGUAGGGGCUCUUCUUACUGCUUCCCCAUCUUGUUUUAGUUUAGCUUUGGGUUAGGUUUGUACAGGAAAGAGAAGUUAUCAGCUGAUGCUCAUCAUUUUUGUUUGCUCCUUGCCCUUGUCAAUGAAGAGAAAAUAUGUGAGGGAGGACUGUAAGCAGCUCAAUAUGCUGCUCUCUGUAUGGUGGUUAUCUAAGGCAUAGGCCUGUAGCUUACCGGUGAGGAAAGAUCUACUAGGGUUUGUUCUUCUCUGAAAUGUUUAUGAAGAACAAGAUAAAAGGGUUUGUGUCAAACACUCUCGAAUACUAGCAUCAGAUUGCAGGACACAAAGAACAUGGAUUACAAUGAUUGCAGUACUAUAUUUUUCAUUUGAGGUC